Molecule: messenger RNA, 1238 nt
Organism: Aspergillus saccharolyticus JOP 1030-1
Lineage: Eukaryota; Fungi; Ascomycota; Eurotiomycetes; Eurotiales; Aspergillaceae
Product: cysteine synthase A
Exons: 2
Coding region: 58-1179 (373 amino acids)
Cellular component (GO): cytoplasm
Molecular function (GO): cysteine synthase activity
Source: RefSeq, a predicted model, not a curated record
CUUGUGUAUCCAUCAAACCAACAAUACAAUCGCUCACAUCCCCAGGGAAUAAACGCAAUGUUCCGCCAGAGCAUCCGCCGUUUCGGCACGACUGCCCUGCGCGCCGCAGAGGCGUCGGGCGCCGGAGCCUACAACGUCCGCGUCUCGCAAGCCCAGGGUUCCGUCAAUGGAUUAACGGAGGCGAUCGGCAACACGCCCCUCAUCCGGCUCAAACGCCUUUCCGAGCAAACCGGCUGCAACAUCCUCGGCAAAGCGGAAUUCCAGAACCCGGGGGGCAGCGUGAAGGACCGGGCGGCGCUCUUCGUGGUGGAAGACGCGGAGCGGCGGGGGCUGCUCCGCCCGGGCGGAACCGUCGUGGAAGGCACGGCGGGCAACACGGGGAUCGGACUCGCGCACGUAUGCCGGUCGAAGGGGUACAAGCUGGUGAUUUACAUGCCCAACACGCAGUCGCAGGGGAAGAUCGAUCUGCUGCGGUUGCUGGGGGCGGAGGUGUAUCCGGUGCCGGCGGUGGCGUUCGACAACCCGGACAACUACAACCACCAGGCGCGGCGACACGCCGAGUCGCUCGACAAUGCGGUGUGGACGAACCAGUUCGAUAACACCGCCAACCGGCAGGCGCAUAUCGAGACGACGGGGCCGGAGAUCUGGGCGCAGACGGCGGGGACGGUGGAUGCGUUUACGUGCGCGACGGGGACCGGGGGCACGUUGGCGGGGAUCACGCGGUACUUGAAGGAGGUGAGUGAGGGCCGCGUCAAGUGUUUCCUGGCGGAUCCGCCGGGGAGUGUCCUGCAUAGUUAUAUUCAGAGCGGGGGCACGUUGGUGGAGCGGUCGGGAAGUAGUAUCACGGAGGGAAUUGGACAGGGAAGAGUGACGGAGAACCUGAAGCCGGAUAUCGGGCUGCUGGAUGGCUCGUUGAAUGUGCCGGAUGAGAAGUCGAUUGAGAUGGUGUAUCGGUGUUUGGAUGAGGAGGGGCUGUAUCUCGGCGCCAGCUCGGCGCUGAAUGUCGCGGCGGCGCAUGAGGUGGCCGUGAAGCUGGGGAAGGGCAGCACAGUCGUCACGAUUCUCUGCGACGGUGCCUACCGUUACGCCGACCGUCUGUUCUCCAACUCCUGGUUGCAGGGCAAGGGGCUGCGCACCGCGAUUCCCAAGCAUCUGGAGAAGUAUAUUGUGCUUCCCUAGUGUUGUCGGGGGAGGUUUGUAAAAUACCUACGUACUGCCUGAAUGUCAAUAGAUCAACG